UGCCUUGGACUCCACCAUUUCAAAUCCCCUGCCUCCUCCGCCUCCGCUUCCCCCCUCACCUUCUCCGGCGAUCGCCGCCGCGUCCGUACACGGCUGAGGCCUGAGGCGAUGGCCGCCGCCGCCGCCUCCCAGCCUCGCAGCCACCAGCCCACCUCGCUCCGCCGCGCGCCGCCACCUUCUUCGGCCGCGGCCAAGCCAGAGCCCAAUGAGAAGGCCUCCAACUCCAAGCCCGCCUCGCCCGUCCAGGCACCGUCGCCGGAGAGGACGGUGAAGAAGCUGAGGUUGGCCAAGGCGCUCACGCUUCCGGAGGCCACCUCGGUGUCGGAGGCGUGCCGGAGGAUGGCGCUCAAGCGAGUGGAUGCCGCGUUGCUCACUGAUUCCAACGGGAUGCUCUCCGGCAUACUCACAGCAGAGGACAUAUCAGGACGGGUGAUAGCAGAGGGACUCAGGCCUGACGAAACAAAUGUGGCCAAAGCGAUGACGCGUAACCCAGUUUUUGUUAUGUCCAACUCACCAGCCAUUGAAGCAUUACAAAAGAUGGUCAAAGGAAAGUUCAGACAUCUUCCUGUAGUGGAACACGGUGAGGUAAUUGCCAUGCUGGACAUUACCAAGUUCCUUUAUGAUGCAAUUUCAAGAAUGGAAAAGGCUGCAGAACAAGGCAGUGCAAUAGCAGCUGCUAUGGAAGGAGUUGAACGACAGUGGGGAAAUGACUUUCCAGGUCCACAUUCAUUUAUCGAAAAUCUGCGAGACCAGCUGUUCAAGCCUUCCUUAUCAACCAUCAUAACAGAAAAUAACAGUGUUCCAGUAGUAUCUCCUUCAGAUCCUGUAAUAGCAGCUGCCAAAAAAAUGAGAGAAUACCGAGUCAACUCAGUGGUUGUCAUGACAGGGAACAUGUUGCUAGGAAUUCUUACUUCCAAGGAUUUGGUAUUGCGAUUAGUGGCCCAAAGUUUAUCCCCAGAUGUGACUCUUGUAGAAAAGGUUAUGACUACAAACCCUGAUUGUGCGACAUUGGAUACAUCGAUCCUUGAGGCCCUGCAUUCAAUGCAAGACGGGAAAUAUCUGCAUAUUCCUGUUGCCGACAAAAAUGGACAGAUCAUCGCAUGUUUGGAUGCUCUACAAUUAACCCAUGCAGCUAUUUCAAUGGUUGAGGGAGCUUCUGAAGCGAACAGUAUGGCAAAUACUAUGAUGCAGAAGUUCUGGGAUUCAGCUCUUGCCCUGCAGCCUGCAGAGGAAUCGGAUGCCCGUAGUGAAGAAUCUCGAAUGGCAACAUCAGAUAAUGCUGAAGGGAAACAUAUACCCCCUCAUGUUGGCAAUUCAUUCUCCUUUAAACUACAAGAUAGAAAAGGGCGUAUGCACAGAUUCAGUUGUGUUUCAGAAAGCUUAGAUGAGCUUGUUUCUGCCGUAUCGUACAGACUGGGAAUGGAAAAAGAGAAGAUUAAUCUUCUGUAUGAUGACGAUGAAGGUGACAGGGUGGUUCUGACCACCGACGGUGACCUCAGUGCGGCAAUUCAGCAUGCGAGAUCAGCUGGAUGGAAGGUUCUGAGGCUGCAUAUGGAUGAGCCCUGGAGCAAUGGGGAGCACACCACAUCGCUUGUAAAUACUUCACCGGUGAAAACAGGGCGGUCAUUUCUCCGGCUAGGCAUCGCAGCUGGUGCAGUUGCGGUUGCCAGCAUGGGGGUAAUCUUCUACUUGAAACGUUCUGAACUAUAAUUAAUUCCCACACAUACAUCAACACAUCAACAUUGUAAAGAUUACUUCUUCUCCGGAAGGUGAGAUGUGUUGUAUACGUAGGAGACAAACACGUCAAACAUCAGCAAUAAGGCGUGGACUAUGGUUAGAAAGAAUUUCCACGUGCUAAAGCUUGUAAGAUUGGAUGGUGUUUCAUUCAAUUUUAGAUUGGUUUAUUUUGAGACAGAUGGAGCAAAGAUUUUUUUGAGGUUUUUUUUCUUGAGUUUUCUUGUUUCAGCCUUCCUACCCUUUUUGCAACCUUGUGUGAUAUAAAUAAGGGAUUCAACCAGCUUGGAAAAUUUUCUUGUACACGGAAAUUGUAUUCCAGUCAAAAUCCGUUUAUCAAGCAUGUGGGACUACUGAAUUUUUUGAA
Molecule: messenger RNA, 2101 nt
Organism: Oryza sativa Japonica Group (Japanese rice)
Lineage: Eukaryota; Viridiplantae; Streptophyta; Magnoliopsida; Poales; Poaceae
Product: CBS domain-containing protein CBSCBSPB3
Molecular function (GO): protein binding
Source: RefSeq, a predicted model, not a curated record